AUGUCUCCGAACAUUGUUCCAGAACCCGUUGCCAUAUCAUUCAAUGCUGGCCGGUAUUUGCUAUUCGACAUAGAUGUCGUGACUCACCUUCGUAGGACUUACCAUAUCUGUGGUGUUUUGACUGGCACCAUUCCGCAGAUUCCACAACAGAACUUGUUCCUUGGCCUACCAGUCGAGUUACUACCAGAAGAGGCCAAAGUACUCGUCGAUAAGAAGAUUGCGUACAUUGUUGAGGAUACCCCUUGGCACAAACAAAACUUCGGUUCGCUGGAAGGCCUGGACAGGAAGAAAUACCUAGAGUCCCUCAAAACCGAGGCAUUCAAAGCAAAAAGGGCUGCCGAUACUGAAGCCAGGAAGCGCACUGAGAAUGCUUUAGCAAAGAAAGCUUUGAAAGGUGGGAUUGGAUCGUUACCAAGUACAUCUCGUGCAAGUAAUGAUCCUCAAGAUGCUAUCUCCAAUGAUUCAGACCCUUUAUUCGAGGAUGAACGCCCUGCCUCUAGAGCUUCUUCUGUCGCAUCCUCAUCCACGAAAUCUUGGGGUAUCACACCAACUGUUUCAAAUCUCUCAUCAUCUUCACCCCAAACAUUUCCAUCAAGUUCAGAUCCAUCCGUUCCUUCAUCUUAUCCUUUGUUUGCUCACUUGCACUCUCGUGACUACUUCAUGACACCUGGUCUCCGAUUCGGGUGCGACUAUACUGUAUAUCCAGGAGAUCCUUUACGCUUUCAUAGUCACUUCGUAGCGACAGGUUAUGAAUGGGAUGAAGAAAUCCGGUUGCUGGACAUAGUUGGAGGUGGUAGGUUAGGUACUGGUGUCAAAAAAGGCUUCUUGAUUGGUGGCGAAAGUCCUGAGAAGAAAUCUGAUGAGGAGAAAAACGAUGGAGUAAGAACCUUCUGUAUAGAAUGGGGUGGCAUGUAA
Messenger RNA from Botrytis deweyae, 915 nucleotides. RefSeq lists its product as uncharacterized. Gene Ontology annotation, molecular function: tRNA-intron lyase activity; nucleic acid binding. Gene Ontology annotation, cellular component: tRNA-intron endonuclease complex. NCBI's taxonomy places the organism in Eukaryota, Fungi, Ascomycota, Leotiomycetes, Helotiales, Sclerotiniaceae. Bases 1 to 915 code for a protein of 304 amino acids. The transcript has a single exon. The record is from RefSeq and is a predicted model, not a curated record. Gene Ontology annotation, biological process: tRNA splicing, via endonucleolytic cleavage and ligation; tRNA-type intron splice site recognition and cleavage.